CAAAGAAUCAACUAUUACCAGCAACGCUUGUCAUUUGACUACUACCCAGCUGUCCCGACAGUGUGCCGGCUUUGCGGCAGCGGGAAUAGGGCUGUCCCUCAAGCAACCGUUCGAGGCCUGAUUCGGCGUGUGCUUCCGGCUCGUAUUUCGCCAUAUCAUCCAGACCUCAACUGCCGUCAAGAGAGUAUUAUUCGAAUUACUCAGAUUCAUAUCUUUUCGCACCCCCUAUCUCCCCUUUCCUCUUCGACAACGAGGUUUCCCCCGUUUCUCCUUUCCACCCAGACCUGGCAUUUUUCGAUGUCCGCCACAAAACCCAUUCCCAUCCGGACUGACCUGGCCAUCAGGCCAGCGCCGUCGACGGAGCACCACAACUACAACAGCGCUUCACCCAGGACGGCAGUAAAUCAGAGCAGGCACAAACAUACGCGAUCUUCCUACUCGGAAAGCUCGCCUCUGGUCUCGAGAAACAACUCGCUGAGUUUCCGGCCUUUGAAGCGCUCAAUGCCCUCGCCAGAUAAGACGAUUGCGGUUAUCAACGCGAGUGGCCGCCAAGCUGCGUCCCUAAUCCGGAUAGCCACCGCGGUUGGCUACAAAGUACGGGCGCAAUUGCGUAAUCUCGAGGGCGUGAUGGCAACCGAAGUGUCCACCAACCCUAAUGUCACCGUGUUUGUGGGCGAGCUCUACAUUCGCAAAAAGCCCGACGACCACAGGGACGUCACGGCUAAUGCUCACAUCCCGGGAAUUCUCGUAAACCAGGACCUUAUCACCCAACUUUUCAGGGGAACCCACCUGGCCUUUAUCAACACCACCUUCUACGGCAAUGAACUCCAAAUUGGCGAGGCCAUUGUAGAUGCUGCCAAAAAGGUCGGCGUUCAACAUUUUGUCUAUUCGUCCAUGCCCGAUCAUGCCGCCUACAAUCCUGACUGGCCCUCCCUACCCCUGUGGGCAGCCAAGCAUAAGGUGGAGGAUUACAUCCGCAAAAUUGGACUCCCUGCCACAUUUGUCUAUACGGGCAUUUACAAUAACAACUUCACGUCCCUCCCGUAUCCCUUAUUUUGCAUGGAGUUGCAGCCCGAUGGUUCGUUCGUUUGGCAGGCUCCGUUCCAUCCCAAGGCCAAACUUCCCUGGUUGGAUGCCGAACACGAUGUUGGACCGGCCAUUCUGCAAGUAUUCAAGGACGGGCCAUCCAAAUGGAAUGGCAAACGCGUCGCCCUGGCCUACGAGUACUUGUCGCCGUUGGAAGCGUGCAAGGCGUUUGAGACAGGCCUUGGCAGGCGUGUGCGGUAUAAGAGAGGACCUAUUGAGGUCAAGGUCAAGAUCCCUGAAGGCUACCGAGAACAUCUUCAGGCCCUCGAGAAAUUGUUCUCGUUGGAAAAUGACGAACCUAAGAAACAACCGCCCUAUUUUGGAGACCCGGAGCUUGAUCAGAGUUGUCCCGACAGUGCGCUGGCAUUAUGGGAGGGACCUAGAGGCCUCGAAGAAUACGCCAAUGAAAUAUUUCCGUUGGAAGAAGAAGCAAAUGGGCUGACUUGGAUGUUUGACAACGAGGAAGUGCAAACCAACGGAGUCGAAAACGUGGAUGGGAGACCGCCUGACGAAGAAGCCGAAAAUAGCGAUGACGAAUCUCUUGAUGAGGGUCUGGUGAUGAGGGGACUCAAGAGAGAUGAGGAAGAAUGGCUUGCAUAAUCCCAUGUUUCGCCGACGACAAUAAAUACUGCUCUUUCCACCUUUUCUCUGCCCGGCCUGGAUGGAUUCACCGUCUUGGCCGCACAAUUACAAAAGCACACGUUCAGGUGCUUAAGUGGUUCGCUCCACCAUCCCGGCUAAGGCUACUUCAUUCGACCUUUCGAGCAUCCAUUUUAUCUUGCAAGGUCUACGGGACAGCGUCACAUACACUUGGCGUUACACAUGUUGCAAAUAACCG
Messenger RNA from Pseudomassariella vexata, 1924 nucleotides. Its product is annotated as nitrogen metabolic regulation protein. The coding region runs from base 298 to 1686 and encodes 462 amino acids. The transcript has 2 exons. The record is from RefSeq and is a predicted model, not a curated record. Lineage: Eukaryota; Fungi; Ascomycota; Sordariomycetes; Amphisphaeriales; Pseudomassariaceae.